Molecule: messenger RNA, 7460 nt
Organism: Eriocheir sinensis (Chinese mitten crab)
Lineage: Eukaryota; Metazoa; Arthropoda; Malacostraca; Decapoda; Varunidae
Exons: 6
Coding region: 820-2238 (472 amino acids)
Source: RefSeq, a predicted model, not a curated record
AUAUCAUUCUCUCCCUGCUCCAUUUAGUCUACCAUUUUACUCCGUCUGUCUCUCUACCGUCACCUUCAUCUUACAUAAUUCCCUUUCUCAUCACAUUCCACCUAACAUACUCCACUCAGUCCGCCAUUCCCCUGCAUCUAACUUUACCGCACAUUUUUUCCCCCUCCCCUCACUUUCCUUCCAACUUCCUCGCCCCUCAUUUACAAUCUUCAUCGUGUCACCAACUUACAUAUCCAGACUUCCAACCGCCUGACUCGUACUCGCGUUGCGUUCCAGACUCUUCUAUUCACCCGUUUAUAUUAUUACAUUAGUUAUAAGAAAAAAAUAUUGAUCCGCUAAAUCCAUUCAGCAGUGCCCUCUGUCUGCGUCACCCCAUCCACUUCACGCCACGUCGAUCCACCAGUCGAAGCGCGUAUCCCACUCCUGCUCCGAUACUUAUUUUCUUCUAAUGAUCUUUGACCGCCUAAGGAUAGUGUUAAGUAUUUACCAAACAUGGUGUGCCGCAAAUGAGUCCUUAUGAGCCACAGACCCCCGGACCGCCCACAUCACCGCCGCACCUGAGAUAUGAUACCUGCACCACCUUGUUACGGUACCCGACGAAAUAGAAAAACACUGUGCUAGUGUCUAUGCACCGCAAGGUCGCCGGUUACGUGUUCUAUUGGAGUAAUAAAAGUGUAGGAGCGAGUGUGCGGGAAAAGGUGAACAUGACACAGUGGUCUUUGAGGUGCCCCGCGGCGAUGCUCAUCCUCUCGCAAGUGAUGGCGGCGCGACGCGGGGACACCCAGUAGGAAACGCGGCCACGAGCAGCAGACUAGCAAAAUGGGCCGCUACGGCGUGGGCCACGGCGCCCUUGCCAUUAGGAGGGAGAGGAACCGCCGCCACCGCCGCUCCUCCGUGGCAGGGGACCGAGUGCAUCACCAUCACGUCCGCACCGACAACUACCAGCACUUCUACAACCGCCACCAGCAACGCAAGAGCUCGGUGGGAUCGAGCCAGAGUGCCCCAGUGAAAGGCAGCGGCGAUGGCGGCGCCGUUGGUGAACCCAGCGGGCGGAACGUGGUCAUACCGGGCCAGGUGCCGCUCAGCCCACCCACCGCCAGGGCAGAUCAUGCAGGUGGGACAGCCCGGCCCUCCCGUGAGUGGUGGCCGGGUCCCCCCUUCCGGCAGGGAGGUGUGGUGGUGCGCCAACAACAACAGCAGCAGGAGGAGGAGGAGGAGGAGGAGAGCGGCGGCGGCGGCAAGAAUGGCUUCUUUUCUGACGUGGCGGGGCUGUUCGCCGGCAUGAAUACUUGGAACAAUAUCCAAACACGUCUGUGGUCCAAGGGCAAGGGAGCUGCCCAGCCAGAGGCAAAUGGUGAUGCUGGAACGACCAAAGCCAACCAUCAGGUGUCCUUUGCGGAUGAGCUACCCAACGGGAAGAACGCUUGGGGAGGGAAAAACGGCGAGACCAAACGGGCGUCGGACGCUCAGAAAAGAUGGAUGAACAAAAACAAAGUCGGGGAUUCUGGCGGUGGGAGCCUGGAGAAACGGCCCGACGGCAAAUACCGCCAGACCGGGGUCGUCAACAUCGUCCUGUACGUCGGUCUUGGUCUCAUCUCCUUAGGACUCAUCAUCACCUUCGUCGGGAUGGGCGAGCACGGCUUCAAGUCCCCGGAGCUGCGCCUCAUCGGGCCCAGCCUCAUCGGGUGCGGCUUCCUCUUCUGCCUCCUGCGCCUCUUCUUCUGCUCCACGCCCGCCUGCUGCGCCAUCUGCUGCGGCAAAACCAAACCCUUGGAUGAAAAGUCCCUACUCUCGCCGUCACGUGAGACCCUGGCUGAAGAGUCCGGUGAGUCCCAGCAGCAAGCUCAGCGGCAGCAACAGGAGCAGGAGGCGCAGGACAGCGAGAGCGAUGUGCCACAGCGGCUUGAAACCCACGAGGAGAACGACCACCAAGAGGCGCUAAGGAUCACCUCAAAGUCUGCGCGUCGGGUCCAGUCGACCAUCCCCAACCUUAUCGAGGACGAGUUCGACGACGACGCGGAGCUGGGCCUACAUGUCGAGUACAUGGACGAGGUGAGCCGCACACUCAGCGCCAAGCAGCAGGGCGGCGGCUCCGUCAGCAGCUCCAGGGCGGCCUCGGCACAAAGCCAGAGCUCCGUGGCGUCCAAGGUUCCCUGCCUGCCGGACAUCCACACCGCCGGCCAAAAAGACCCCGAGAUCGUUCUGAACCCCGCCACGCUGGAGGGCGGCGUCGACUGAGGCGGCGGCCCCAGCACGGACACGAUGAGGGGACAAUACAAUACUCUUUAUAGCUUUUUGUAUACCUCUCUUUCAUUCGCUUCUCGUGUGAAGGUCAAAUCAGAUCAGUGGACAGUAUUUAUGCUGGUUUGAACGAUCGAGAGAAGGGACACAUUUUAUAGAAAAGUACAAUCAAACGGUGAUACUGUGUGGGCGAGUAUUGUAUUAUAGUGAGACUGACCGAUGGCAACGCAAAGCUGGGAGGAGGAGGAACCGCGCUGUCUUCUCAGGAUCCGCUGUGUGACGAUUCGAACUCUUUGCCAAGUCGACCACUCCCCCUCCCCCUCCCUCCUACUGCAGCUAAAUCGUGCACCUCAGAGCCCGGUGACCCCCUUCCCUUCGUGUGGGCAACUCAAAACAGUAACGUGCAAGAUGAAUAACACAACACAAAAUUUCCAAGUGAAAAUUAAGGUACACGAGAACAUACGAAAUGACCAGCUGACCUCCUGUGGUGUUGGCGGACUGGCACCACUGAAAAAAAAAAUACCCCCACCGACCACCACCAAGGCCAUCACCCACUCAUCACUCCAGGGAAAUGGCGUCCCAGCAGGCUCUGGGAUAUGGGCAAGGCAAGAUGGCAACUGUGAUAACUCUCGCGUAUUGCCCUAACCCUUCAGGCCAGUUCGCAGACACCAUUCGGCCAGUAACACCACUUGGCUUGAGAACAACUACUCCAUACCUGUUUCUCCUUGCAACUUCUCCAAGAUAACAUCCACUUCAUGACCUCGACCGCGGAAGUAACACCCACAGACUCUUUUUGUCCUCCUGCUAACAGAUCAUCUUCAUCCAUGGCAGGCAGUGCAUUAAUGUGAAGCCUCGUAACACCACCAGAGUUUCGUAAAUAAAACAAAAACAGACCAUAGAGCAAAACACCCCGUCGUUAAUGCUGACCAGUGCAACAAGACAACACACGAUACGAAGUGAAUGUAGGAUUAAACCGCAAUCAUGUACAGUCGUUGAGUGGGGUAUGUCACCAAGGUAAGUCAACGUAACUGCUCUAGAGAGUGGCGCGUAGGUUCAUAGGCACAUAACGUCUGCCGGUGAGCCAACUGCACUGUGCAAGCCAAUGGAAUCAGUGCCUUUCAGGGGCUAAAAGAUCACCCGGCCUCUAAGCACGAACAUAUACCAUGCCUUGAGCCUCGAUACAAAACACACUUCCAAUUCCUGACUAAUAAGAGUGAUAUUUUAGGUUUCUAGACAAAAAAAGUUAGAUACAACUUUGCAAGGCUCCAAAUACUGAAAACUAGCAUCACGUAAUAAGGCUAAACAUCAUAAAAAGCAAACUAUCAAUGCUCAUUAAGAGUACAGAUUAACAGCAGGUAUUCAGCAUCCACGGGUUCAAGUGAAUGAAAUUAAUGCCUGCAAAUUCACAAAUACGAAAUCAAAAAGUAUUGUUAUCUAUCUAUUUCUCUCUAUUUCUCUCUAUCUACCUAUCUGUCUGUAAUGAAGUGGAUUGUUCUCUUCCAUACACUGAAUUGGAGAUGGUUUUAAAUUGUUCCUUUGAAGGGAAAUUGUAAGUGAAGAUGUGGUGUCAACACGAAGCCAAAUUAUGAGAGAGAGAGAGAGAGAGAGAGAGAGAGAGAGAGAGAGAGAGAGAGAGAGAGAGAGAGAGAGAGAGAGAGAGAGAGAGAGAGAGAGAGAGAUUUUUUAUUAUUUCGUCGUGCAUUUUUUUUUUUCUGUGGGGCUUACCGUAUGACAUCGUUUUUGUUUAAGUGAAGUAAAACGCUCAUUUGGUUUUGUCGAAUUAAAAGUCUACUAUACUUCGUUGUAUGGACCGAAGCGUCGUGUAAGGUUAGUGGUCCCUAGCUUUCCAAACCAAACCAAAUCAAGCCAAACCAAACUUAACCAAACCGAACUUAAACCUUGCCUAACCUAACCUAACCUAUCCUCACCUCACCUCUCUUUUCCUUUAUCUGACCAUUUUUAUUUGAAGCCAACAGUUUAUCUUGCUCCCCUUCCCAACCUGAUGCUGUGUACAUGAUUGAACGUGUGUGUGUGUGUGUGUGUGUGUGUGUGUGUGUGUGUGUGUGUGUGUGUGUGUGUGAAUCUCUCUCUCUCUCUCUCUCCCGGUUGACACGAAGGACUCCAACACUAGGUUAAUACCCUCUCCCCGACGAGCGAUGAGGCUGAUGUAUGUUUGUGAAUAUGUAUACCGUGCUGUAUUUCCCACGUUUUCUCUUUUUAUGUAUACAAUAAUAUAUUAAUGUUAGACUGCCCUUGACUUAAAAGCUGUUUCUAUAAAGUAUUGAAACUUCUUUGUAAGUUCAGGAACUCCUGAUUUGGCGGCAAGAAAGAUGAAGUAUUAUCUUGCAUGAUGAGAUGUCAGUUGGAUAUUCUUGGCAUGCAUGUUCACCGUCAUCUCUAGUGAUAUUACUGUAAAUAUGGUUAUAAUAUACUCAGGCGCAACCCCUAUAUGGAGUGCACAUGCAUAACUAAAUACAUGUUUCCUACCAUCAUGAAUCAAGGACGAAUCAACUGUAAAAGCAAAAAGGAGCAAUAACGACCCUGUUACACUAAGUAUUCAUCAUUCAGUAUUUUUUGCAGGUCCGUUUCACGUGUCGUCGAACUUUCAAAUCGUUUAUCUUAAUUCAAAAUCUCGAAUAACAUGUGGUAUUAUUACUAAGUAUUGUCAAUGCUGAUCCGAGGAGUGAUGCUGCCACGGAAUUCUUUUUAGCUGUUUCGACCCAUAACAGUUUCAUUUCCAUUCUGUUCUCGCCACUCUCAAGAGAAUCCGUCAUCUCUCAGUAAACCUCAAACUUUAACGGUCACACAUUCAGAGUUGUAAUUUGUCAUGCUGGGCUAAUAUUGGUCAUUUUAACGUUUCCUUUCACUCUUCUUUAUUUUUUUCUUAUCUCGCAUGGUUACUUGGGCAUUCAAAGUUCCCAAUGUUUUUUUUAUUAUUAUUAAAACAUUUGUGUGCGUUAGUCUCAUCUCUUCUAGUGAAAAAAAUUACUCCCCUAUUUCCUAUUUUACCUUUUCUAUUAUUGCAAUCAUUCUGAUUAGUUUCAUAAAUUAAUAUUAUCUUUCAAUUCUUCAGUAAUACCUUUUUUCUCUCCUUCAUUUUGACUAUCGCACAAAAAAUAUUCAACAAAUGUUUAUUUUUCCCUGUUUUUACUUUUAUAUCUUUCUCCUCAUUCUAACACUACGUUGAUACUUCCUACUCAUUUUCUUUUUGCUGUCACAAUCAGCUGUCUCCAGUCUGUGCCUUUCAGUGCCUAGUAAGGCAGUGGUGCAACAAAUUCCGCUGCUGCUGCACAGCUGCUCCCUCUCCGUACAGCACAGUGCAAGCCUUGGACAUGCCUAAUAAAAGCUGAACUGACCUGAGUUAACUGUCUACUCACACUUUCCCUCUCCGGCCCUAUCUCUUUACUUUCAGUCCCUCAUCCACAUACUUUUAGUCUCAUUCUGUACUAGUAAUUUUCAGUAACACAAAUGGAAGCCACUAUCACGAUCAAAAAUUUGAAUCAUUAUAUUUCUCAUCUUGAAUGAAAAAUGUAUUUUUCACUGAAAUGACACACAGCAUCAUAAUUAUAUGGUAAGAACCAACCACUUUAAUUAUAUUUUGUUACCUGAUAAUACAUGCGCUUCACUGAACUCGUUAUUUUGCUCCACAAAUGCCAAAACAUUCAUUCUCUUAACAGGCCUUGCCGAGACUCAGUAUUACGUAAAGGUGAGCUGGCCUGACUCACCACUACUGGCAGUUUUCUGCCAACCUUCAGAUCGUGAGGGUGGCAGGAGCGGCCAGGAACAGGGACAAAGUAUUCCCUUGUCAGUUUAUAGGAAAAGAAAAAAUCUUUAGUUUUUUUUAUCAAUCUCCAUUUAAAAUCCAAUCCCUUAGAUGAUUAAUAUUCAAAAUUAAAUUCACGAUAACAUUUUGUUUCCAAGCAAGCUGUUGAUAAGGUUGGCAGCCACUCAGUAUUGCAAUGUUGUCCUCGUUGGUGGUGGCAGCGUUGCUGUCUGUGGCUGUCACGGACCUUCCACCACAAUACUAAUUGAUAAAUCUCGAAAUCAAAGGCAUGCUCAAUAUUCAUCAAAUUUUAUUUUGAAGUGCCAUUAUGAAGUAGUUGUAAGCCAGUUGUCAAAGAGAAUGCAUUUCUCCAUUUCAAUGAGCUAAAAAAAUCUCCGUAUGUUGUGGUUUGCCCCUUCCAAUCACGUCUGAAUGACACUUUAAUCACAUCAGCAUGAAACGUACGGCUCAGUAAUGGAACAGAUGUCACUGAACUUUAAAAACCUUUCCUAAUAAUUAUGAUCCCCAUGAUUUGUGAUAGAUAAUAUUUCCAAAACAUGAUGAAGCCACUGAAAAUGUAUCCUCCUAACCAGGCCUACUCGCCUUCUUCAUCAUGAGUGCUCACUAGUGAGCAAGUGUGCAGCAGGAAAAAAUCUGAAUAUACAUGGAUAAAUUUUGCUAGAGUUCUUGACAAGGUAAACUCGCAAUACCAGAGAAACAUUCAUGGGAAAUAUAUUGUUUUCCUAGCUGGACAUGUCCGGUUACUGUCUAAUUAUCUGAGCAAAACCACUCAUUAACGCGAUCUGAUUUUUUUUCCAUUUCUGUAAUAUACUUAAAUAUUAUACUAUGUAAAAUAUUUAGGUUUUAAAUUACGUAAAAUUUUCAUGAAGCUCAAGUGAGCUUGAUUCGUACGAAACUUCAUCCUGUAGCUCAUUUAUGCUUGUUAAGAAUUUCAUGGUAUGAUACUUUGUGGCCCAAAUCACACACCAGUUGCAAAUAACUGCGAAAGGGUACACCUGGAGGGCGAGCGCUGCCUCCAUGACGCAAGGGAAGGCGUGUGACUGAAUGAUGACGAAGCAGCACCACAGGUGUGUUACUGUGGCAUGAGUGACGUGCAGACUGUGAUGUGCGUGUGCCCGCCGGAGUAAUGCUGGAGGAAUACAAGGCACAGCUGCAUGCAUGUAUACUGGCCACAAAUUUGGAAGUAUUCUUGCAGCCCAACACAUCCAUCAGUAACACACCCUCCUCUGCCUGAUGUUUGGUGCUGCCAAGUCCAUGGAUAUGCCAUGCAACUACUUUAUGUGGUAUUUAUACAUAUGUCUGUUUCCGAAGCUGAAAUCUCAAUUACACAAGUUUCAGGAAACAUUUCCCAUACCAUCAAUAGUGUAUCACAAUAUUUGACUAACAAAAAAAUAAAUACAUAAAAAUAUGACAAAAUAAAGAUAAUCCAUUCAAA